Hibiscus syriacus is the source of this 610-nucleotide messenger RNA. RefSeq lists its product as uncharacterized. The coding region runs from base 38 to 523 and encodes 161 amino acids. The transcript has a single exon. The record is from RefSeq and is a predicted model, not a curated record. Lineage: Eukaryota; Viridiplantae; Streptophyta; Magnoliopsida; Malvales; Malvaceae.
GAAAAAACAAGGCAUUAUUAAAAUCUAGGAUUCGAAAAUGGGUAUUUGUAGUUCGUGCAAUUCAACUCAUGAAGCAACGGCUAAGCUGAUUCUUCUGGACGGAAGUUUACAAGAGUUUCCUUAUGCCGUUAAGGUUUCUUAUGUACUGCAAAGGAACCCCAUGUGUUUCAUCUGCAACUCAGAUGAAAUGGACUUCGACGACGUCGCAUCGGCCAUCGGGGAAGACGAGGAGCUUCAACCCGGUCAACUUUACUUCGCCUUGCCGCUGAGUUGGCUUAAACAUCCUUUACAAGCCCAAGAGAUGGCCGCAUUGGCUGUCAAAGCUAGCUCCGCUUUGAUCAAAGCUGGUGGGGGUAAAAGAUCCGGAUCUAGACAUAAAACUAUUAUUCCUUUUGAUUUUCCCGAUGAGUCUCCUCGUCGGAAAGUUUCCUCCACCGUCGGUGGUAGUGGUGCUGAGAAGAGAGGGAGAGGUAGGAGAGGGAGGAGAAAGUUUAAGGCUAUGUUGAGUGCUAUUCCUGAAUAGGGAAAUAAGGAUGGUAUAUUUGUAAAUAUAAUUAUAUUGAGUUUAUUUUUGUCAAAUCACCGGUGGAAAUAGAGGUGGUUGACCAUC